Molecule: messenger RNA, 3309 nt
Organism: Symbiodinium sp. CCMP2592
Lineage: Eukaryota; Dinophyceae; Suessiales; Symbiodiniaceae
Source: the annotation of a GenBank genome assembly
AUGAUAAAUCUAGAGGCGUAUGCGAAGAACAACAUCCGUCGAUGGAUGAAACCUGGCUCUUACUGGUCAUCAGCAGAGGAGCAGAAGAAGAAAGUCUCUGAUGAGGAUGCCGAGCGCAUGAUCAAGAAGUGGGAGCGGCAGCUGGCUAACCGCUCUGAUGUGCCCGAUGAUGAGAGUUCCAGCGAACCGGAGCAGGAAGAACUCUGCUCUGAGGAUGCAGAGGAAAAGCAAGAGGCGGAGGAAGAGGAAGAAGAAGAGAGUGACGAAGGAGCAAGCGGCUCAGAAAGCUCAGGUCACGAAGCAAGCGAGGAGGAGGCAGAGGAGGAGAAGGAAAGCGUUGACUCCGAUGAGGGGUCAGCAAGUGCAGUGUUGUCCAAGGCAAGCGAGCUUUCGGCUGAGAGCGACGGCAUCGACGCCGAUGCCGAUGACCUCGAAGUAAGUUCGGACGAUGACUCAGACGAGUCGUCGUUGAGCUCGAGCGAUGAGGACGGCCGGGUUGAAGCCAAGAAGAAGGAAAAGGAAACCUCCACGGACCAGAACAAGCAAAAGCAAAGCAAGGACGAGAAGGAAGCCCAGAAGAAGGAGAAGGAAACCACCACGGACACCAAGGGAACGACAGGGAAGAAGGCAAGCGGGGACACAACCAAGCCGGAGAAGAAGGUCAAGAAAGACAAGAAGGAGAAAAAGGAAACGGCAGAGCAGGCCACGGAAGGCGCUGAGAAGGCAACGGAGGAGGAGGAGGAGCAUGGCCGUUUGGCCGAUGCUGAGCAGAAAACGCUGCCCAAGAAGCCCGCCAACUCAUCGAGCCACAGGAAGGAAUACAUGCGGUUCAAAAGGUGGACGAAAAGCAAGAAGCGGUUCCCGGCAAAGUUGACAAGUGCGGUGCAAACCCAGGACACCGUCGUGCGAUGCUUGAUCUGCAUGACGAUUCCGGAUCCGGAGCUGCCACCCGACAGCGGCGAAGUUUUGUACUUCGUGAUGAUCGAAAUGGAUUUCUCGAACAUCCAAGAGUUGACCAGGGUGGCCAAGUUGGAGCUUUCGGGUGCGAUUGACAAGGGUGGCGGCAUGCUCGACCCGAAGAUGGGCCUCAAGCUGGUGGAUUUCAGCAGCGGGGCUCCUUUGACUGGGAGCCAGUUGAUGGGAAAAGCAUUGGGGAGCACACCCAACGGCAAGCAGCCAAAGAAUGGCAAGAAGCCUAAGCAAGGGGAAGGCAAUGAUCAGGAGACAGCCGAGCCGACAAAGGAACAACAGGUAGCUGUCGCCAUGGUUUCCUUGGCUUUGGCUUUUUCGCUGAUGUGUCUGGCGAGAAGCUUUGUGAAAGAACUUGUGAGAAAGGAGACGGGGGAGCGCGAAGAUGUCAUGGCCUCAGGAACGCAACCAGCGUACACCGAGUACUACCGUGCAAGUACUGCUGUCCCGGCGGACUCCGAUCCCGGGAACAACACCUACGGCUACCCGUUGGCCACGAACCGCAUGCUGAACUACAGGAACAAGGUCCUCAGUCUCGACAACAAGAACCCCAAGAAGAAGCAUGUGAUAAAGGAGAUUACCCCAGCGGAUGUUAUCAACGUCACAAGCUACCUCAAGAAGACGAACGCGUACUCCGAGUUCUACAAGAACAGAAGAAAAGGCGCUCUCAACAACGACAUCCUUGAGAAGAUCAACGCAGUCGAGAUGGAAAGUGAUCUACACCAAAGAAUCGAAGUUAUCCUGGACUCUGGCGCAGACGACGCACAAGGAAAGGCGAUAAAGACGGAAGGCAGAAGGAUGCUGAACUUAACGUUCUUCGAUGACAACGGAAGCUUUUGUCGCAUCCAGGAAGCCUUCACCGUUGCCUCGGUGAUCAACCCGCUGAUGGCCAUAGGCAAGCUGUUUCGAGAAGGUUGGGAUUUGCGAGUUAACGAAGAAGAAGGUAUGUGUCUUACAGAUGGAAGCUCAAGAAUACCAGUGCAUCUCCACAAGAACAGCUUGGCAGCCUACGCCUACGUACAAACUCCUUCAAGAAGCAGAGGUUACAGCAGCAGCAACUACAAGAUGGUUCGCACUGUUGUCCAACUCAACAAGCACGUUCAGGAAGCAGUGAACAAAGAAGAACCUGGUUGGCACAACACUGACAGCAUGGUGAUCGUGAAGUAUGCUACUCAAAGCAGCUAUGAGAACCCAUCUCUCAUGUAUAGCCCUACGCACUUUCCGUACAGAAGCACUUUGGUGAAAGAAGAGAGAGGAUGGAGAGCAGUCGAAGUUUCGAGAAAGUACUCCGAGAAGGCAGACCCUUUUGAAGAGUUUGCUGAAGGAGAAAAGGAAGUGGUUACAGCCAUUUCAGCAAAGCCAAUUCCACUUUGGAUUCUUGGCACUCCUUACGCAGCUGGAGAUCGAGCAGACCAAGAAAGCCAUGGUCGUGACUACUGGAAGAUGGAUCUUGAGAAAGGAGAAGUUGUUCGUCACCACGUAGUACCAAGAACUGUUUUGUUCGACCCGACAGGUGUUUCCAACUGUCCUGUCCUCCUUGGAGACCUUGAGAACAGCAGAUAUACCCAAGGAGACUGUAUUUACAGUACAGAAAUCUACGAACACAGCGACGACUGGAGAGCAGACCGCCUACCUCUACGUGAACACUUUCGGUUGCCGUGGUUUGGUCAAACAAGGUUUCGAGUGAAGCCAGAAGUUGUUGAAGACCUGAGGGCAGAAGCUGCAGCAGAGGAGCUCAAGAAGAAGAAAGAAGAGCACUACCAAGAGAAGGAAGACUCAGCAGCACCACCAGCAGCAGAAGAGAGCAAAGAUGAGGAGAUGAGAGAAGCACAAGCAGACCAAGAAGCACCACAAGAAGUUGUUGAAGUUUUAGAGGAAAGCUUCUACCACGAAGGCGUCGAGUACACAGCACAAAGAAGCAGCCUCAAAGAACUACAAGCACUUUGCAGAGAGUACGGAGUCAAGACCACAGGAAGCAAGAAACAGCUCUUGAAGAGACUCGCCACAGCAGUCAGAGAAGAAAGGCUCAACACACAACAUAAGGAGCAACGGGAACACCACCAAGCAUACCACCUAGCACCACCACAGGAACCAACGGAAGAGGAGAGAGCGUACCACAACUUGACGCACCUUCCGUAUCAGCCUUGGUGUCCCCAUUGCGUUGCUAUGAAAGCACGAGAAGACAACCACAAGAAAGGAUUGAGCAAGCCAAGCAGCUCUACGGAUUCCGCGAAGCCCGUCAUCAGUUUUGACUUUUGCUAUACAAGCACCACAGGAAGUGAAGAGCCACCUGCAGUGACUCUUGUGUCGCUGUGGACAGCUGGAGCAAAGCAGUCUUAG